AGGAUGGGGCGGUCCCCGGGGCUGGCCCGCGGCGGGGGCAGGCAGUGUUGCCGCGCAGCCCCGACGGCGGGACAGAUUCUUCCUCUUCUACACCAGCAAACUGCUCUUGCAGUGGUGAUUUGAGGAUCUACUUCUCUUUCGUGUCUUUCCUGCUCAGCCACUCCUGCGGCGUGGUGUAUUGUAGUUUCUCACCUGAAGAAAUCAGCACCAGUUAAGAAAUGGCCAAAGUCGAAAGGUUUGCUUUUCAUGUGCCAAGUCUGGAGGAGCUUGCUGGUGUUUUGCAGAAAGGGCUUAAGGAAAACUUUGCUGAUACUCAAGUCUCUGUUGUAGACUGUCCUGAUCUAACUCAGGAACCCUUCAACUUUCCUGCUAAAGGGAUUUGUGGAAAGCCUAGAAUUGCAGAUGUGGGAGGUGUUCCAUACCUCAUACCUGUUGUACAGAAAGAAAAAGUUUAUGAUCUAAAUGCAGUUGCAAAAGACAUAGAACUGCCUGGAGCUUUCAUUCUUGGAGCUGGGGCAGCUUCAUCUAGGAUUCUUGGAGUAAAUGCUGAGCUUAUCCCUAUUGUUCAAACUAAGAGUGAAAAAAAGCCUGCUGUAAAUGGGAGCUAUGUUGCUCAGAUAAAUCCUGCAGAUAAAGGGUGCCUGCUUGAGAAGUACAGCAGUAAAUAUUCUGACUGUGAGUUUGGGCUGCUGGCCAACCUUUAUGCCAGUGAGGGCCAACCUGGAAAGGUCAUUGAAGUGAAAGCCAACGGAAGAACUGGGGAACUUAACUUUGUGUCUUGCCUGAGGCAAAUUUUAGAGAAACACUAUGGAGAAAAGCCAGUUGGGAUGGGUGGUACAUUUGUCAUUAAGAAGGGGAAAGCAAAGAUUCACGUUAUGCCUCCAGAAUUUUCUGCCUGCCCACUGAACACCGAUGAGGAUGUGAAUAACUGGCUCAAAUUCUUUGAAAUGAAGGCUCCACUGAUUUGUCAACCAGUAAUUGUUUCCAGAGAUCCAGGCUUUGAUCUGCGUGUGGAGCACACCCAUUGCUUCAGCCACCACGGGGAAGGAGGUCACUACCAUCAGGACGCUAGCCCUGACAGCGUGCAGUACCUGGGGUACUUCCUGCCUGCUGAGUUGCUGUUCCGCAUCGACAGGCCCCUGGAGACACACCUUGUCGGGAGAGACUGAAAGAGGGAAGCUCUGGUGAAGAUGUAGCAAUUUAAUCUUUCUGAAAUGAAAAUGCUGGUUUGUGUUGUUUUUUUUUAAUAAUGCUUUUUAAUUAUCAGAGUCAUGAACAAAUAUGAGAGCAGUAAACUGCCAGCUUCCUAAUUUUGAUAGAGCAAGAAAUUCAGAAUGUAUGUGUAAUAAAUAUUAUGAUGUCUGAGUUAAAAUGGUGAUUUCACUGCAACAGAAUCAUAGGAUUGUUUCAGCACGAAAAGACUUCUAAGAUCAUCGAAUCCUACUGUCAACCUAACACCACUUUGGCCAUUAAACCAUAUCCUAAAGUGC
Molecule: messenger RNA, 1490 nt
Organism: Pogoniulus pusillus (Red-fronted tinkerbird)
Lineage: Eukaryota; Metazoa; Chordata; Aves; Piciformes; Lybiidae
Gene: BKGD
Product: chromosome 3 C11orf54 homolog
Exons: 10
Coding region: 219-1169 (316 amino acids)
Cellular component (GO): nucleus
Molecular function (GO): zinc ion binding; hydrolase activity, acting on ester bonds
Source: RefSeq, a predicted model, not a curated record